AUGGCGACGAUGAUAGGAAAGACUGCACUGGCUGUUUCUGCGGCGGCUGCUUCUGCGGUGGCGACGGAGGCGGCGGCGUCGGCGGCGUCGGCGGCGGCGGCGGCGGAGGCGGCGGAAGCGGGGGAAACGGCAGAGACGGCAGAGGGGGCGGGGGACUCACGCCGCAGCGGGGUUCCGCGGCGCGGCUGUGAGUCUGUAAGGGCAGGUGGGAAACUGAGGGCAGGUGAGUCUGUAAGGGCAGAUGGGAAACUGAGGGCAGGUGAGUCUGUAAGGGCAGGUGGGAAACUGAGGGCAGGUGAGUCUGUAAGGGCAGAUGGGAAACUGAGGGCAGGUGAGUCUGUAAGGGCAGGUGGGAAACUGAGGGCAGGUGAGUCUGUAAGGGCAGGUGGGAAACUGAGGGCAGGUGAGUCUGUAAGGGCAGGUGGGAAACUGAGGGCAGGUGAGUCUGUAAGGGCAGGUGGGAAACUGAGGGCAGGUGAGUCUGUAAGGGCAGGUGGGAAACUGAGGGCAGGUGAGUCUGUAAGGGCAGGUGGGAAACUGAGGGCAGGUGAGUCUGUAAGGGCAGGUGGGAAACUGAGGGCAGGUGAGUCUGUAAGGGCAGGUGGGAAACUGAGGGCAGGUGAGUCUGUAAGGGCAGGUGGGAAACUGAGGGCAGGUGAGUCUGUAAGGGCAGGUGGGAAACUGAGGGCAGGUGAGUCUGUAAGGGCAGGUGGGAAACUGAGGGCAGGUGAGUCUGUAAGGGCAGGUGGGAAACUGAGGGCAG
This is a messenger RNA of Closterium sp. Naga37s-1, 763 nucleotides long. Lineage: Eukaryota; Viridiplantae; Streptophyta; Zygnematophyceae; Desmidiales; Closteriaceae. The record is from the annotation of a GenBank genome assembly.